ACCACCUCCUCGCUCGGCCCCGCCUCACCGCCGCGACGCUCAAGGAGCCGGGCCCGGGCCGCUUCUCCCGAUCCCCCCUGCGCGUUGAGCCUGCGGAAGCAUGGAGGGGGAGAGUACGUCGGCGGUGCUCUCCGGCUUUGUGCUCGGCGCGCUCGCUUUCCAGCACCUCAACACCGACUCGGACACGGAAGGUUUUCUUCUUGGGGAAGUGAAAGGUGAAGCCAAGAAUAGUAUUACUGAUUCCCAAAUGGAUGAUGUUGAAGUUAUUUAUACAAUUGACAUCCAGAAAUAUAUUCCAUGCUAUCAGCUCUUUAGCUUUUAUAAUUCUUCUGGUGAACUAAAUGAGCAAGCACUGAAGAAAAUAUUAUCAAGUGUCAAAAAGGCUGUGGUUGGUUGGUACAAAUUCCGACGUCAUUCAGACCAGAUCAUGACAUUUAGAGAGAGACUGCUUCAUAAAAACUUACAGAAGCAUCUUUCAAGCCGGGAACUGGUUUUUCUGCUGUUAACACCAAGUAUAAUAACAGAAAGCUGCUCUACUCAUCGGCUGGAGCAUGCCUUAUAUAAACCUCAGAAGGGACUUUUUCACAGGAUACCAUUAGUGGUGGCCAAUCUAGGCAUGUCUGAACAACUGGGUUAUAAAACUGUAUCAGGUUCCUGUGAGUCCACUGGUUUUAGCCGAGCAAUAAAAACACACAGCUCUGAAUUUUUUAAAGAAGAUGGAUCUUUAAAGGAGGUACAUAAAAUAAAUGAAAUGUAUGCUUCUUUACAAGAGGAAUUAAAGAGUAUAUGCAAAAAAGUAGAACACAGUGAGCGAGCAGUAGAGAAACUACUAAAGGAUGUACACAGAUUGAAGUGGGAAAUUAAAAAAAGAAAACAGGCACAAAUUCAAGUAGCACGGGAGACCGUCGAAAAAGACCCUCAGGAGAACAUUUUUCUUUGCGAAGCUUUACGGACCUUUUUUCCAGAUUGCGAAUUUCUUCAUUCAUGUGUUAUCUCUUUGAAAAAUAGGCAUAUUUCUAAAAGUAGCUGUACUGCCAACCACCAUCUUGAUGUGAUAGACAACCUGACCUUAAUGGUAGAAUACACCGACAUUCCUGAAGCUAGUCCAGCUAGCAGUACACCGCAAAUGAUUAAACAUAAAGCUUUAGAUACUGAUGAUGGAUGGCAAUUCAAGAAGUCACGGCUGUUAGAGACACAAAACAAACCAUCUAAAACAGAUACUGAUAGUAGUAAUCAAGAAAAAGCAUAUACAUUGAGCAGCCCUGAAAUAGAUGAAGAGAUUGAAAAAAUGAAGGGUUCUGGUGAAUAUCCACAGUCUCCUACAUUUUGAUCUUUUUAGGCCAAAAGGAGAGCUUUGGCUGAAGGGUAAAGCCAGACAUUUAUAUUGUCUUUACUAUGUUCAACAAUUUGCAGUAAUACAUAAGUUCUAGUGCAUUUAUUUUUUAAAGCACUUUAUUUUAAAACCAUAACGUUUUUCUGCCCCCCACCUUUUGAAAGAUUUUAUUUUUAACUAAUCUCCUACACCCAGCAAGGAGCUUGAACUCACAACCCCAAGAUCAGGAGUCACACACUCCACUGACCAAGCCAGCCAGGUGCCCCUUUUACAAAACUGUUGAGGGAAAGACUUAAUUUAAGUAGAUGGUUCUUUUAAACUUAUAUAGCAUACUUUAGAAUUGGAAAAGAAAGACUAGCAUUAGAACACAAUAGAAGAAGAUGUCUAAAAAUAUGAAGAGGUAUUUCAUUUUUAUUUAAGUCAUUACAGUUUCUACUCCUUAAGUUAUAAGUGGCUAGGGUUGCCAGAUAAAAUGCUGGAAACAUGCAAUAUUAGGGACAUUCAUUAAAAAAUUAUUCAUUGGUUACCUGAAAUUCAAAUUUAAUUGCAUGUCCUAUAUUUUUAUUUGCUAAAUCUGGCAGUUCUGAUUAUGGCACAACUAAAACACAGCACAAAUAAUCUCUUCCUAGUCUAGAGUCCUCUACACAAAAUUGAGUGAAUCCAGUAUUUGAGUACAGGAGAAGUCUGGUAAUGGUGUGUCUGAGGUCAGUAGCUGGUCAAGUAGCUAAAAACACCAGUUAAAGUGGGAACCAAAAAUGGUGCAUAUGUGUAUAUAUAUUUGUAUAUACAUGUCUAUCGCAGAUUUCAUUUUAACAUAAAGUGGAGUUGUACAUUCAUUUUGUCAACCUUUUGUUGGACAAAAGGUAGGAACUUUUCUGUGAGUAUACUGGUGUUCCUAUAUAAGUCACAUCCAUUACUUAACUUUUAUAAUUCCCAGUUUUAGUUUCUUUAUAAAGAAUUUAAAGAAGCUUGCAAAGCAACGUAAGUACAAAAUGCUACUACUUUUUUUUUCCAUUUCACAGCAUCCUCCUACUUCCACCCUUCUUUAGUUGUCCUAACCACACCUAACUUGACAACUUUUUUUUUUUAAAUGUUUUAUUUUUGAGAGAGAAAGAGUGCGUGCACAUGAGCGGAGGAGGGGCAGAGAGAGGAAACACAGAAUCUGAAGCAGGCUCCAGGCUCUGAGUUGUCAGCACAGAGCCUGAUGUGGGUCUUGAAUUCAUGAACUACGAGAUCAUGACCUGAGCCGAAGUGGGACACUUAACUGACUGCACCACCCAGGCACCCUGACAACUGUUUUUAAAGCUAGUUAUCUUUAUAAGUUUUUGGAAAGCAUUUACUUAGUUUUCAUUGCAGUAACUUUUUAAUGCUCCUACUUCAUCAAUACAGUGACGAAACUGACACAGACUUGGGGAACAAAAUAGCUGACUCUUGGCAAUGUAGAACUCAACAGGUUUGAAGAAUUAUGGGCUUCAGUUUGAUAUUUGAGGAUGUAAAGCUCCAGUUUAAUCCAGUGAGCUGGUUAAAUGGAAGUUGCCUAAGAGAGCUUUUACUGUGUGUUUUAUUUCUUUUACAUAAUUGUGAGAAAUUUCCACAAGGCCUACACAUUAUAUGAAGCCUUCAUGUUUCACUCACUGGAUGAAAUGCUGAACACAAACUUUGAGCAUAGCUUUUCCAUCUGCUACUUCCUAGUGGCAGAACAAAUUCCUAGCUACUAUCAAAAUUAUCUUUUAUCUAUGUUAACAUGUAUUAGUUACCCACGGGGUGCUAAUGAAGCCCACAUAACAACUGAGAUGUUUUGUAUAAAGAGUUUCUGUUGGGGCUGUUUAACUGGUUACCUAAGAAGCACUGUGGUGUAACAACACAGGGCAGAGGGAGGGGAAAUAGGUUGGCAGUCUGAAACCUGACUUAAAAAUAACCACAAAUGGGGCAGGUGGGCAGCUGGGUGGCUCAGUCGGUUGAGUUUUUGACUCUUGAUUUUGGCUCAGGUCACGAUCCCAGGUUUGUGGGACCAAGCCCCGUGUUGGGCUCUGCACUGAGCGUGGAGACUGCUUAAGAUUCGCUUUCCCUCUGCCCCUCCCCACCCCACUCACACACACUAAAAUUAAAAUAACCACAAACAUCACUAGAGCAUAUAGAGCAUCACAUAGAACAUAAUGACUAAAUGCAGCCAACAAAUGAUUUGCUGGAGGUCACUGAGCACACAUCACCUACUUUACCUGCAUGCUGGACUGAGACAAAGGUUUCUCACCCCCUCCCAUCCUUGGAAUGUACACUUUGCCUACUGUUACCACAUUAGGAGUGUUCCAAGGACAUGGACUUGAGAAAGCUGUUAAGACCAUAUGGAUUGUGUGUGACUAAACCCAGUUAAGACCUCAAUAUAAACUUUUAAGACUCUUGACAGGCAGGUGCAGAGAUCUGUUUUUCUGAGAUCUGUCUUGUGGUCACCCAAGACCAGCUUUGUAAGUAAGUUCUCUUGCUUAUUUACUACGCUGCUACUUACCAGUCUGGAGUCAUCUGCCUCUUUAGUGUUUUCCUGCCCUCCAUGUACCAGUCUACUAAUCAACAGAUAAAACAAGCUAGACUAGGACCAGCAGAACCAAUAAGCAACCAACAUAUGCAAAUGUCUUAAGACAGUAACUAAAGAUUUUUCAGACUCCUUAAAAGAAACAGGCCUUCAUACAAAGUUCAGUUUCCUAAAGCACUAUAGAGAGGUAAUGUAUUUAGUUCAUACUUUGGCACAAUGAUCCAUCUUGAAGAAAGAAAUGCUAAACUUCCAGUCAUAGAGAAGCAUGCUAAGGUCAGUACCAGCUGAAUUCCCAUAAUUAAGUUUGAUGACCCACCUUUUGGUAUUAAAUGAAAAGAAGGAAAAGGGUCCUUCUAUAUCAUUUUCCCCCAGUUACUCUCAUCUUUUGGCAAUUAGUUACUAGACCAUUUGUUUAUGGAUCAUUUUAAAUUACGCUACCGGGACACCUGGGUGGCUCAGUUGGUUAAGUGUCCGACUUUGGCCCAGGUCAUGAUCUCACCAUCCAUGAGUUUGGGUCUUGUGUCGGGCUCUGUGCUAACAACCCUGAGCCUGGAGCCUGCUUUGGAUUCAGUGUCUUCCUCUCUCUCUCUGCCCCUCCCCCAUCCAUGCUCUGUCUCUUAUCUCUCAAAAGUAAGUAAAUGUUUAAAAAAAAAAAAAAAAAAGUACACUACAGUUUCAAGAUAGACUAGCCCAGGAAUAAAUGUUAGGGCCUAUGACUGCACCACUAACCAUUCCCACGUAACUAAUGUCUCUAUAAAGGGAACACCCACUGUCCUGGCCAGGCAUACUUAAAUAUUGGUAGUUAGAAAAUUUAAGCAAUUUCAAGUCUACACUCUGUCACAUGGAAUUUGGGCAUUAAUAAAAGCAUUCCACCUUGAUGCAACCAUAUGCCUAAAAUCCCAUUUACAAGACAAAAUCUGGGAUUAAAGUAAAAUUCCAAGUCCUCUAUUCCAUACUUAAAAUCCCACUAUGAGUUGUAUAUGGUAUGAGCUAAGUGGGGACCAGAUAAAAUGACAAUCCUACAGUACCAAUUUUUAAAGUUUGUAUGUAUGUAAAAUGUGAUGAGUAUUAACAUUUUAAAUAAUGUUUCUUUAAUGAGCAGCGGAAGCACUUUUUCCUUUUAAGAUCUCAAUUAUUAAGAAUUUAAAACUUACAAGCGUUUGGCAAGAUUUAGCCUAUUUUCUACUCAAAGAUUACUAAAUCUUCUAUUUUGAGUCAAUAUUAAAACCAUACAAGCAUUUAUUGUAAAAUACAUUUACUGAUGAUAAGACAUGUAAUUUACUCCCGAUACUUGAUGUUACAAACUUUAGGGUCUUUGAGAUAUGCAGGAUCCUUGUAUGUAACUGGCAUAAACCCUGUAAAAAAGAAUGAAAGUUCUUCACAAAAGAUAACGAGCAAAAACUUUCGAUUAGCCCAAUUCAGUUUUUCAGAUGCUCUUACCCAUUAUUUGAGCUCUCUUAAUUGCUUUCGUGAUUUCUUUCUGUUUCUUCCCACAAAGACCUAUGAAAGAAAUGCUUUCAUAUUCAUAAAAAAAUGUCAGCACUCAAAAUGCACAACAACUAUCUUAAGGAGAGGCUAGAAAACCUGUAAACAGCAAGGUAGUAAAUAUUUUAGGCUCUGUGGGCCAUACAGUGUCCUAAUUUAGUCUGAUGUAGUCACAAAGUGGCUAUAGACACUACGUAAAGUAAGCUAUUUACAAAAACAAGUGGUAGAUCCAACUUGGCCUAGAGGCAAUUGGCCCCAGGUUUAAAUAAAUAGGAAUGAUUAUAGUAUACUCCAAAACAUCAAUGCAAUUUUCUUAAGCCCUAAUUUUUUUUUACAUGUCCGCCUGUAGUUAGCUCUGAGCAUAAGAAGACAUGUAAAAUAAUAGCCCUUUUGGCCUACAAAGAGGCUUUCUCAAAGUACUGUCAUAUCUGGACUAAUAGUGAUUUAUAGCACAAUCUGAAUAUCUGCCAUUUUUCUUAAAUAACAAGUAGAUUUAUCUAAUUUUUAUAAGUUGCUAUAAUAGAAAACAAAAUACCUGUUAUGUGCCUUCCAUAAAUGCAUCCAGUAAAUGGAGAUACAAACUGGGACAAAAGCUGUUGUGAGUUUUAUUUGGAGAAGAAAAAAAAUUUAUAUCAAUACAUUUGUUCAACCUUGAUUGUGUAAAUUAAAAAAUGUAUAUAUCACUGUCAAGUUAUGUAAAGGCUUAAUUUCAGGCAAAAUUCAUUAAAUAAAAAUACUAUGUCCAUUCUA
Messenger RNA from Neofelis nebulosa (Clouded leopard), 6095 nucleotides. RefSeq names its product abraxas 1, BRCA1 A complex subunit (gene ABRAXAS1). NCBI's taxonomy places the organism in Eukaryota, Metazoa, Chordata, Mammalia, Carnivora, Felidae. The record is from RefSeq and is a predicted model, not a curated record. Bases 101 to 1330 code for a protein of 409 amino acids. The transcript is spliced from 9 exons. Gene Ontology annotation, biological process: protein K63-linked deubiquitination; mitotic spindle assembly; attachment of spindle microtubules to kinetochore. Gene Ontology annotation, molecular function: microtubule binding; polyubiquitin modification-dependent protein binding. Gene Ontology annotation, cellular component: nucleus.